This is a messenger RNA of Numida meleagris (helmeted guineafowl), 3164 nucleotides long. It is a transcript of the gene GAREM2, whose product is annotated as GRB2 associated regulator of MAPK1 subtype 2. The coding region runs from base 819 to 2948 and encodes 709 amino acids. The transcript has 6 exons. NCBI's taxonomy places the organism in Eukaryota, Metazoa, Chordata, Aves, Galliformes, Numididae. The record is from RefSeq and is a predicted model, not a curated record.
GGCAGAGGAGUGGGAACAGGGACAGAGGGGUCUGGGAUGGAGGGAUGGGGACAGGAGGGACGGGGAGCAGUGGAAGGCUGUAAGAAAUGGAUGGGACACAGGGGAGAUGGGGAGAAAGGAGGGGUGUGGAAUACAGGGAUGGUGGGGACAGAGAUGGGGACACAGAGGGGACGGAGAAGGAGAGGAACUGGGAAUAAGGAAGGGAUGGAGCGGAUGGGACAGGAGCAGGACAGAGCAGUGGAGGGGCAGGGGACGGGGCCCACAUGUUUGUGGCCCUUUUGGGGUGUCCGUGGGGGGGUCCCAUCAAUGCCACCCUCCUGGCACAGGCGCUCGGGGACACAAAGGGGCUGCGUGCGCGGCAUCGCACGGCUGGAGCCGGCUUUGCCCAUUGCCCGGGUAACUGUUGCUGAGAUUCUGGGAUGGAAGUGCAUGGCACGGCCCUGUGCCACCGCCUGCACCCCCUGCCUGCCCCUGCUGCUGCCCGGCCACGGCUGUAGGGUGUGCACGGGGGUGUGCUUUGUGCCCCCAGGUGCAAAAGUGCUUGCGUGGGUGCAGGGCUACGCACGGCUACGGGGGAGUCGGUGGAGGGGGUGAGUGCCCAGGACGUGCUGCUGAUCCACUCGUGCCGCCAGUGGACGACGGUGACGGCCCACAGCCUGGAGGAGGGCCACUACGUCAUCGGCCCCAAAAUCGACAUCCCACUGCAGUACCCAGGGAAGUUCAAGCUGCUGGACCAGGACCGGGACAUCCGCGAGCCCGUGCAAUAUUUCAAUAGUGUGGAGGAGGUAGCCAGCAUCUUCCCAGACCGCGUCUUCGUCAUGGAGGCCAUCACCUUCAGCGUGAAGGUGGUGUCGGGGGAGUUCAGCGAGGACAGCGAGGUGUACAACUUCACGCUGCACGCGGGGGAUGAGCUGACGCUGAUGGGGCAGGCGGAGAUCCUGUGCGCCAAGACGGUGAAGGAGAAGUCACGCCUCAACACCCUACUGCGGAAGCUGGGCAAGGCAGCGCCGGCGGCGGGGGCCAGGCAGGUGAAGGGCAAAAUGCCGUGCCUCAUCUGCAUGAACCACCGCACCAACGAGAGCCUCAGCCUCCCCUUCCAGUGCAAGGGCCGCUUCAGCACCCGCAGCCCGCUGGAGCUGCGCCUGCAGGAGGGCGAGCACACCAUCCGCAGCAUCAUCGAGAAGGUCCGGCUGCCCGUCAACGUGGCUGUGCCCAGCCGCCCGGCGCGCAACCCUUACGACCUGCACGCCAUCCGCGAGGGACACUGCUACAAGCUGGUGGGCAUCAUCUCCAAGACGGUGGUGCUGUGCUGCAUCCUCCGGCGCGAGCGCCUCGUGCCAUUCCACUUCUUGCUGCUGGCCGACAUGCCGCGCUUCCAGCUGCCCGAGGGGCUGCUCGGCGGGGACCCGCAGCUGGAGAAGCUGCUGCGGGACAGCGCGGCAUAUUGCCACGAGCGCUUCAACCCCGAUGAGUACUCGCGGGCCGUGCGGGAGGCCAAGCCGGAUUUUUCGGAGGAAUGCGCCAGCCCCCGGCGCCUGCGGCUCUGCUUGCCGAGCUGCGGCCGAGAGGAGCUCAGCCAACCCCUGCAGCGGCUUUCGCUCUGCUUCUAUGGUGGGGGGCUGCCCCGCGCACCCCCGGAUUCAGCCACCCGCUGCCAGGACCCCCCUGAUCUUACUGAGCCUGACAGGGAGUACGUGACGCCUGAUUGGGCUGAGCCUGAAUUCAGGACUCAGGAGCCACUGGAGAUCCCCUACGAAGAGCUCUGGAGCAACCAGGGCCUGGACGGAUGCUCCUCCUUGCAGCCUGGCGCCGUGGGGCGGCCGGACCUCAUCGCCUUCGGGGCCACGUCCCCACUGGGCUCCCCGCGACGCCCCAGGGAUGAGCCGCUGGGGGACGCGCCGCCCCCCGUGCCACCCAAGUCAGAGGCGGUGAAGGAGGAGUGCCGGCUGCUGAAUGCCCCCCCUGUGCCACCCCGGGGCGGCCGCCCCACGGCCCCCCGCAGCCCCCCGGCCCCGCUGCGCUUCCCGAAGCUGGCACCGGCUCCCUCGCCCAGCCCCAGCCUCUCCUACUACUCCUCGGGGCUGCAUGAUGGGUCAGCCCCGCGGAGCGGCAGCGGCUCACCUUCACCCGACGCUUACUCCCUGUAUUGCUACCCCUGUGCCUGGGGAGACUGCAAAGCCGGGGACCCCCCCGGCUGCCCGCUGCCCCCCGCCGCCCCACCGGCCCCCACCGCCUGGUCCGAUCCCUGGGCCUACACCGAGGCAGGGGCCGGGGGGAACAGCGGCCGCUCCACUCCACUGCCGGCGACUGAGCCCCCCCUGAAGCCUUUCCGCAGCUGCCCCCGCCUCAAGCCCCCGCACCCCCAAAAACGCUUUGCACCCUUUGGGGCGCUCAACCCCUUCGCCGGCGCAACCGAGUGGCCCGAGAGCCCCGAGUGGCCCAAACCGCCUUCAGCCCCGGCUGCGCCCUCCUCCUCCUCUUCGCCGGAGCCCUUCGAGGGGCCGGAGCCGGCGGCCCCCCCCCGCCCACCCAAGGGCUUCGACGGGGACGGCGUCGUCAUCCGCGGCACGGCCCCACUCUCGCCUGCCAUGCUGCGAGGGGCCGAGGGCGGCAUCACCCACCUGUACCUGGCACAGGGCGUCAUCGAGGUGCCACCGGGGGCGUGGGGCGAAGGGGGGGCCCCGCCGGCUGCCCCCAGACCCAGCGGGGACGGGUCGCCCUGGCUGCCCCCCGCCGACCUCUCGGCCCUGUCGGUGGAGGAGGUCUCCAAGUGCCUACGUUUCAUCGGCCUCUCCGAGGACGUCGUCAGCUUUUUUGCCCGGGAGCGCAUCGACGGCAGCAUCUUCGUGCAGCUCAGCGAAGAGAUCCUGGCCGACGAUUUCCGCCUCACCAAGCUCCAGGUGAAGAAGAUCAUGCAGUUCAUCAAGGGCUGGCGCCCCAAAAUCUAGCCUGAUGAUGGGGGUCCCCGCGGGUGCCCCAAGCCAGCAGUGCCUCUCCCCGCUUUCAGCUGCGGGGUUUCCUCCUCCCCGAGCCUCCCCCUUUCCUGUUGUAACGCUGGACAGUUCAUUUUGGCCCGAAAGGGCUGGAAAAUAUCGGAGUUUGCAUUGACUGGUUUAACUUAAUCCUUGUGGAUUAGUGUAAUAAAACAUACGGGAGAAAACAAA